AUGGCUACUGGUAACAAGUCUCUUCUUUGGUUGCUGCUCUUGAGCAGCUCAUUGUUGUGUUUUGGUUCUGAACUUGAUAUCCAGUGCCUGAAGUCUGUUCAACAAUCAGUGAUUGAUCCCAGUGGCGUACUCAAGUCGUCAUGGGAUUUCGCCAAUAGCACUAACAAUUUCAUUUGCCAAUUUUCCGGUGUGCGAUGCUGGUAUUCCGGUGACGGUGGGAACAUUCUUGCUAGUUUGAGUCUCAGCAACCUAGGGCUUCAAGGCCCAUUUCCUCAAGGUCUUUUGAAUUGUUCAAGCAUAACUAGCCUGGAUCUGUCCAGUAACAAUUUUUCAGGACCGAUUCCUCCCGAUAUCUCACGGCAGAUGCCAAAUCUGAUGUCUCUAGAUCUUUCGUACAAUAGCUUUUCUGGUUCAAUCCCACAAAAUAUCUCAAACAUGAAUUAUCUGUAUACCCUCAACCUUGAGCAUAACCAACUCAGCGGUCAAAUUCCACCGCAGUUCAGUCUGCUUACUCGGUUAACUACGUUCAGUGUUGCGGACAACUUGUUAUCUGGGCCUAUUCCUUCUAUGCUACAGAAGUUUUCGGCUUCCAACUUUGUUGGUAACCAAGGGCUUUACGAGGCACCGCUGGACGAGUGCUCUGCCUCCGGGAAGAGAAAGGGAUGGAUACGAAUCAGGCUGCACAGAAUCAACGACGAGUCCAGUAUCGGAGCGGCUGUCGGUUUCGUCGCGGGUUUCGUGGUGGCCUUCUACUUCCCGCACCGCUUCAUCUGCUCUGAGAGGCUCCGUUCCUACAUUGUCCGCAUAUUUAUUCACGGGGCAAAUGAGCACUUCCAGCAGCAAUAUUAA
Molecule: messenger RNA, 849 nt
Organism: Lolium rigidum
Lineage: Eukaryota; Viridiplantae; Streptophyta; Magnoliopsida; Poales; Poaceae
Product: probably inactive leucine-rich repeat receptor-like protein kinase At5g48380
Exons: 1
Coding region: 1-849 (282 amino acids)
Molecular function (GO): protein binding
Source: RefSeq, a predicted model, not a curated record